AUGUCAGAGUUCAGAAUAACAUUGAUCCUAGCCUGUCCCAUGGAUCUGAAGAACUUCCCGAUGGACGUGCAGACCUGCAUCAUGCAACUGGAGAGCUUUGGCUAUACUAUGAACGACCUGAUCUUUGAGUGGGAUGAGAAGGGAGCGGUCCAGGUGGCCGACGGCCUCACCUUACCUCAGUUCCUCCUGAAGGAGGAGAAGGACCUGCGCUACUGCACCAAGCACUACAACACAGGUAAGUUCACCUGCAUCGAGGCCCGCUUUCACCUGGAGCGUCAGAUGGGCUACUACCUGAUCCAGAUGUACAUCCCCUCGCUGCUCAUCGUCAUCCUGUCCUGGGUGUCCUUCUGGAUCAACAUGGACGCCGCACCCGCCCGCGUGGGCCUGGGCAUCACCACCGUGCUCACCAUGACCACCCAGAGCUCGGGGUCCCGCGCCUCGCUGCCCAAGGUGUCGUAUGUCAAAGCCAUUGACAUCUGGAUGGCGGUGUGCUUGCUGUUCGUCUUCUCGGCGCUACUGGAAUACGCUGCGGUGAACUUCAUCGCCCGGCAACACAAGGAGCUGCUCCGCUUCAGGAGACGGCGACGACACAUGAAGUCCCCAAUGCUGGAAUUGAAUGCAGAGGACGAAACUGGAGAGGGACGGUUCAGCUUCGCCGGCUACGGCAUGGGCCCCGCCUGCCUGCAGACCAAGGACGGCAUGGCCAUCAAGGGCAACAACAACAACGCGCCCGCGACGGGCGCGGCCGGCGGCGGCGGCGGCGGCGGCGGGGGCGGGCCGCCCGAGAAGACGGUGGAGGAGAUGAAGAAGCUGUUUGUGAGCCGCGCCAAGCGCAUCGACACGGUGUCGCGCGUGGCCUUCCCCCUCGUCUUCCUCAUCUUCAACAUCUUCUACUGGAUCAUCUACAAGAUCAUCCGCAGAGGAUGAGGGUGUGCAAAGGGCGGUACGGCUUCGCGGGCUACGGCGUUGGGCAGCCC
Molecule: messenger RNA, 977 nt
Organism: Gadus chalcogrammus (walleye pollock)
Lineage: Eukaryota; Metazoa; Chordata; Actinopteri; Gadiformes; Gadidae
Gene: glra1
Product: glycine receptor, alpha 1
Exons: 8
Coding region: 1-927 (308 amino acids)
Biological process (GO): nervous system process; signal transduction; chemical synaptic transmission
Cellular component (GO): membrane; synapse; neuron projection
Molecular function (GO): transmembrane signaling receptor activity; neurotransmitter receptor activity; extracellular ligand-gated monoatomic ion channel activity
Source: RefSeq, a predicted model, not a curated record